AUGAAGGGCACAGGCGCAGGGCUACCUGAACACAUCCAAACCAACAAUGCGGCAGGAGGACCAACACCUUCUCAGACACUUGUCUUCCUGACUAAUCAACCGGGAAAAUUCAAAGUCCAGAAAGCAUCAAUCUCAGCCAGUGAUUCCUACGGCACAAUCAAACCCGGUGAACCCAGUACCGUUUCCGUCGCUACCAAUGAAGACGGGCCGGGUGAUGACAGGACCAGCGUCCCAAGGAAGCUUGUCAGCGGGGGGCACGUUGUUGACCCCAAAGCCGAGCCGGGCUGGGAUGAAUGGUUCUGA
Molecule: messenger RNA, 303 nt
Organism: Puccinia triticina
Lineage: Eukaryota; Fungi; Basidiomycota; Pucciniomycetes; Pucciniales; Pucciniaceae
Exons: 3
Coding region: 1-303 (100 amino acids)
Source: RefSeq, a predicted model, not a curated record